AUGUCUGCUUUGAAAAUGUCUGUCUUCAUUCACUCGCAUGCACUCCACACACGCAUCUCACUUCCACCCGCAGCCUUAUUCAGUGUAUUCCUAUAUUUUCUCCCGGGUACUGCUUCUCGGGUCGAUGCACAUGUCGAAGAGCUUGAAGAUCACUAUGUUCCUCACCUUGGAGAGAUCAGAAGAACCUCCAUUGCACGCAGUGAGAUGACCAGCUGGGAGUGUGCAAAAGGAGGCACUGCUGCGGGGCGAGAGUCGGUUGAUAAAGGUGUGAAGAGUGUCAUGGAGAGUAUCGAACAAGGAAUGGAAGUGAAGUUGAUUAGGCACAAGAAGUGAGGCAGGAGGCGCAAUGUCGCCAAUGUGGCUCAAAAGCUUAGAUAUCAAGGAGAGAGCCAAAGCUCGGACGGCGACUUGGAAGACUCCGAGAGACCUGGUAUAGAGUGCGAGGUUGUUUGUAUAGAAUCUUAUUUGUAUAUCCCUCACAGCUCCGAUCACAUUACAGUACUUAGAGAUUAACGUUCCAGGACUGCUGGAAUAUUAUAGUGCUCGCAUG
Molecule: messenger RNA, 550 nt
Organism: Suillus paluster
Lineage: Eukaryota; Fungi; Basidiomycota; Agaricomycetes; Boletales; Suillaceae
Exons: 1
Coding region: 1-333 (110 amino acids)
Source: RefSeq, a predicted model, not a curated record